UUGAUUAGAUAAAACUGGUAAUAAAACGUCAGUCAUGUUGACAAAGUCAAGGCUGAUCAUUGGCAAUUUUUUCAACUCGAGGAAUAUGACAACACAAUGCCAGAGGCUCAAAGGCAAAGUGGCUGUUGUCACUGCAUCCACUGAUGGGAUUGGACUUGCUAUUGUAAAGAGGUUUGCAGAAGAAGGCGCCAAAGUUGUGCUGAGCAGCAGAAAAGAGAAGAAUGUUAAAUCGGCUGUUGAACAGCUGCGAAAUACUGGACUCGAGUCUGUUUCAGGCAUAGUUUGCCAUGUUGGGAACAAGCAGGACCGGAUCAAUCUCUUCAAGCAUGCUGAGGAGAGAUUCGGCGGUGUCGACAUACUAGUGUCCAAUGCUGCCGUCAAUCCUGCAGUUGGCCCUGUCUUGGAAAGCAGCGAAGAUGUCUGGGACAAGAUCUUUGAUAUAAAUGUCAAAAGCGCUUUCAUGCUCUCGCAAGAAGCUUUGCCUUAUUUGAGAAAAAGGGGCGGCGGUUCUAUCGUGUACGUUUCUUCCAUAGCAGGCUAUCAGCCAUUUGAUAUUCUAGGUGUGUAUUCUGUAAGCAAGACAGCACUGUUGGGCUUGACAAAAGCAGCAUCUUCGGAUUUAGCCCUUGAGAAUAUCAGAGUCAACUGUGUCGCACCUGGUAUUAUAAAAACGAAAUUUUCAUCGGCUCUUCACGAAUCAGAAGAAACGCACGAAGCAUUAUUAUCACAUAUCGCAAUGAAAAGGCUGGGAAAACCAUCGGAAAUUGCGAGUACAGUUGCAUUUCUCGUUUCCGAUGAUGCUUCGUACAUAACGGGAGAAACCAUCAUCAUAUCGGGAGGAAUGGCUUCCAGGCUCUAAAUCGUAACCUUAGGAAUAAUAGAAAAUCAUCUGUGAUAGAGCAAUAGUUGAUCAAACCUAUUGGUAGAAAUUUAGAAACUGAUUUGGGAUUUUAUAUUUUGAUUUGAUUGAUUAGUUUGGAAAAUAAAAUACUGAACAUUAUGUCUAUACUAGAAGUAAGUAAAAAUAAACACAAUUACAUAAUUUUAAUAUAUUAAUAUCUACAAAAGAAAUUGUGUCUUCCUAGUACAACAUAUAAAUUUGUACACAAAAAGGUGUCCAAAAAAAAAUGUAUAUGUUUUUAACUUUUAUUAUUUUAAAAUAAACGCAUAAAAGAUU
Molecule: messenger RNA, 1177 nt
Organism: Cimex lectularius (bed bug)
Lineage: Eukaryota; Metazoa; Arthropoda; Insecta; Hemiptera; Cimicidae
Gene: Dhrs4
Product: dehydrogenase/reductase SDR family member 4
Exons: 7
Coding region: 35-859 (274 amino acids)
Molecular function (GO): carbonyl reductase (NADPH) activity
Source: RefSeq, a predicted model, not a curated record